ACAAAUUUAUUUGGAUUUAUUCCUACAAUAUAUGUUAGUCAAUCUGGUUUAGCCCAAUUUGAGAAUAUUCAAUCUGCCAUUGAUUCAAUUCCUUCCAAUAAUUCUGAUUGGAUUUGCAUCUUCAUCAACUCUGGCUUGUACAAGUAAGUCUCCACACUCCUCUUCAUAUUUAUUUAUGGAUGCGUUAAACAAUCUGAAUGCAGUGGCGAAUCUAAGAUUUAGAGUCACUAAAUUAGGUUCUCUUUGUAUAAGUGCUAGUUCUCUUGCACAUACAUAAAUUGAGUUAGGUACAGCGAAUUCUGUCAAACAUUUUUUGUGAGGUAUCCGUAUGAGAUGUGCUUGAUGGAAAUAAAAAGCCGUCAAAAAUCCCAGAUUUUCAACGGAAUACGGGAACCUCUGUGGACAAAACAGGUGUUUCGAAUAGUGUGAAUCCAUCGAGUCUAAUUUAGAUAUGCAUUCCAUUUUCUACACUCACAUAUAUAGUUUGAGCAUUAUUAUUAUUAUUAUUAUUAUUAUUAUUAUUAUUAUUAUUAUUAUUAUUAUUAUUGUUGUUGUUGUUUUUGUUUUAAUGUUUAGUUUUAAGUACUUGGAUUCUACAUACAUCAUGUAUAUCCUUCAAAAAUGAAACCGAUGAAAUUUUUGGAUAAAAGUUUUUUUUCCCCUUUUGGAAAUAGAGUUUGUACAAAAAGAAAAUGAAAUUUUCUUAAUUACGACUUCUUGAAGAUUUGUAAGUGUCUUGUGACUUGUGAGUGGAAGAAGAACUUUAUUUGAAAACUACCCUUAUAAUAUUUCUUCAAAAAUAGUUUUUUGAAUAGUUCUUUUACAAAAACUUCUUGAAAAAUACUUAAACAAACACGUUUUUUUUUUUAUUUUGGUUUGUAAUAUUCAAAUAAACAAUUCAUGAAAAACAUGACUAUACUAAAAAGAUUAAGGGAGAGAAAAAUGCAAUGAUAUCAAAAUUCAAAACAACUUUCAACACAAAAAAUGUCGCAUCUAUACAUAUUGUACCAUAUAGGACGACAAUUGCUGUGAGACCAUAAAUUGAAGGUGAACAUAUUUUGUGACUUUUUUUACAUACGACUAGUUACACAAGUAAAAUUUAAUUAUUAUGAGAGAGAGACACUACUGAUAAAUCUACCAAAAAUAAUUAGUUGGGAGAGAGCAGUGAGAGUUAAUUAAGUUAGUAAUUAUCAUUAUUAUCCCACUACUAGCUAGUAAUUAACUAGAAACUCCUGACUUUCCGUUUAUCUAAAAAAUACCCAAAAAUCUGUUCUCAUGAACUUCACUUCAUUUUGACUUUCUUUUACCCCACUUUUCUAUUUUGACUUUUCAUUUCAUAAAUUUUGUCCUGAACUUCAAUUCAUCAAACUAUAUAUAUUCAAGGUUCUUUCUCGUUCUUCUUACAAAUAUAAGUUUCAGAAAAUGGUGCUACAUUUCUUUAAAAGUAUAGCACUUUUGUUUUUGUUUUAUGGACUAGCAAAUGGAAGAGAAUUGCAAUGGCUAUCAAUUGGAACAAAUUUAUUUGGAUAUGUUCGAUCAAUUCGAACAAUCUAUGUAGGUCAAUCUGGUCAUGCUCAAUUUAAGAAAAUUCAAGCUGCCAUUAAUUCAAUUCCUUCCAAUAAUUCUCAUUGGAUUUGCAUCUUCAUCAGACCUGGCUUGUACAAAGAACAGGUGCAAAUUCCAGGUGAUAAACCUUUUAUUUAUUUAAAAGGUGCAGAUGUAAGAACAACUAUUGUGAUGUGGGAUGCUCAUGACUCACUUAUAACAAGUGCAACUUUUUCCUCUUUUGCUGACAAUAUCGUAGUGGAAAAUAUAAAUUUUACAAAUUCUUACAAUUACCCAUUUAAGAAAAAUGGAAAUCCAAUGAAACCAGCAUUAGCAACAAUUGUUUCUGGGGACAAAACUGCAUUUUAUGGAUGUGCUUUCUCUGGUUUGCAAGAUACUUUGUUGGAUGAUAGUGGCAAACAUUAUUUUAAGCUUUGUACCAUUGAAGGAGCCAUGGAUUUUAUUUUUGGCACCGGUCAAUCCAUUUAUGAGGAAUGUACAAUAUUGGUGAAUGCUGGAUCAGUAGCACCAGAUUAUGGAGGAUACAUAACAGCACAAGGGAGAUCAGAUCCAAAUGAUGCAAAUGGAUUUGUGUUCAAGAAUUGCAAAGUGAUUGGGACAGGCAAGGCAUUCUUAGGAAGGGCAUGGAGGAGUAAUGCUAGGGUCUUAUUUUAUAAGACUUCCCUUUCCGACAUCAUUGUUCCUCAAGGUUGGGAUGCUUGGAAUUUCGAAGGCCAUGAGGACCAAUUGACUUUCUCAGAAGAAGACUGUGAUGGAUCAGGAGCAGACACAUCAAAGAGAGUUAAAUGGGAAAAGAAGCUAAGCAAAAAAAUAGUGGAAUCAUUGACAGAUCUGUCCUUCAUUGAUACUGACAAUUGGAUUAAUGGACAGCCUUUUAUCUUGUUAAAUUAGAGAAUUAAGGGUCACAGUUUAAUAAUUGACUCAAGCAAAUUAUGUGUUUUUCUUUCUUCUUCUUUAAUUCCUUUCUUUUGUAUGACCCUUCACUCCACUUAUAUGUACUUCUAUAUCCAAGAACAUGAAUAGAAAACCUAAUGUUAUUUGA
Molecule: messenger RNA, 2608 nt
Organism: Lycium barbarum (goji berry)
Lineage: Eukaryota; Viridiplantae; Streptophyta; Magnoliopsida; Solanales; Solanaceae
Product: probable pectinesterase 29
Exons: 5
Coding region: 1423-2457 (344 amino acids)
Biological process (GO): cell wall modification
Molecular function (GO): pectinesterase activity
Source: RefSeq, a predicted model, not a curated record